CCCUUCACUUCCGCCAUCUUGAGGGAGAGAGAGAGAGGGGAGAAAAAUUGGGAGGAGUUUUUGCUCCACUUCUGACAAUUUUCUCCUCGAUUUGUGGCCGGAUUGCAGUCGCUUCACAUUGGGCUAAGCUGUCUACUAUCAUGCAUUGGAAAUACACCAACUCCCACAACUAUCUUGACUACAAUUCCUUACAUCCUGCUUUCCUUGCUCAUGUUCAAGAGACCUCAUUCAUGCCGAGGCAUCAAGAAUUAAGGCAUUGUGAACACAGAUAGUCAGACGGCUAACCACACAGUAGGAUGCCAUCAACCAACAGAGCAGGAAGCCUAAAGGACCCAGAAAUAGCUGAACUGUUCUACAGAGACGAUCCUGAAAAGCUGUUUGUGGAUUUACGAGAAAUUGGCCAUGGCAGCUUUGGAGCAGUUUAUUUUGCACGAGAUGUUCGCACUAAUGAAGUGGUGGCUAUCAAGAAAAUGUCAUAUAGUGGCAAACAGUCUAAUGAGAAAUGGCAGGAUAUUAUCAAAGAAGUCAAAUUUCUACAGAAGUUACGACAUCCAAAUAGUAUUGAAUACAAAGGUUGCUAUCUGAGGGAACAUACCGCCUGGCUGGUCAUGGAGUAUUGCUUAGGGUCAGCUUCAGAUCUUCUGGAAGUUCAUAAGAAACCGCUUCAGGAAAUUGAGAUAGCAGCCAUUACACAUGGUGCUCUGCAAGGCUUAGCUUAUUUGCAUUCUCACAACAUGAUUCACAGGGACAUAAAGGCAGGUAAUAUCCUCCUGACAGAACCAGGCCAAGUGAAGCUAGCUGAUUUUGGAUCAGCUUCCAUAGUAUCUCCUGCCAAUUCAUUUGUGGGAACACCAUAUUGGAUGGCUCCUGAAGUUAUCCUUGCCAUGGAUGAAGGACAGUAUGAUGGCAAAGUAGAUGUUUGGUCCUUGGGAAUUACAUGCAUUGAAUUAGCGGAGCGAAAACCUCCUUUGUUUAAUAUGAAUGCAAUGAGUGCCUUAUAUCAUAUAGCACAGAAUGAGUCACCUGCUCUUCAGUCUAAUGAAUGGUCUGACUACUUUCGAAACUUUGUAGACUCAUGUCUUCAGAAAAUUCCUCAAGACAGACCCACUUCAGAGGAACUUCUCAAACAUGCUUUUGUUAUUAGAGAACGCCCUGAAACAGUGUUAAUAGAUUUAAUCCAGCGGACAAAAGAUGCUGUCAGAGAGCUCGAUAACCUCCAAUAUAGAAAGAUGAAGAAAAUCCUUUUUCAGGAAGCACAUAAUGGGCCUGCAGUUGAAGCCCAAGAGGAAGAGGAGGAACCUGAACAUAGUGUUGGUAGAACGGGCACAGUUAAUAGCGUGGGGAGUAAUCAAUCGAUACCAAGCAUGUCUAUCAGUGCUAGUAGCCAAAGCAGUAGUGUCAAUAGUCUUCCAGAUGCUUCGGAUGAUAAUAGUGAGAUUGCCAUGAUGCAGGAGGGAGAUCAUACAGUGAUGUCAAAUAGCUCUGUUAUUCAUCUAAAGCCAGAUCAUGAUCACUAUGGUGAAGAGGUUGACCACAGACGUGGAGGUUCAGAACCUCAAUCACCACCUCCAGUUUCACGCCAUAAAUCACACUACCGAAACAGAGAACAUUUUGCCACAAUACGUACAGCUUCUUUGGUUACACGGCAAAUACAAGAGCAUGAGCAAGAUUCUGAGCUUCGGGAGCAGAUGUCUGGUUAUAAACGCAUGCGACGCCAGCAUCAGAAGCAGCUAAUGGCGCUGGAAAAUAAACUCAAAGCAGAGAUGGAUGAACAUAGACUACGGCUUGACAAGGAACUAGAAACACAACGCAACAGCUUUGCUGCAGAAAUGGAAAAACUUAUUAAAAAACACCUUGGUAUAAUGGAAAAAGAGACCAAAGCAGUUUCUACUGAAGAAAAGAAAUUUCAGCAGCACAUACAGGCACAGCAGAAGAAGGAAUUAAAUAGCUUUCUUGAAUCCCAGAAGAGAGAAUACAAGCUACGUAAGGAACAACUAAAAGAGGAGUUGAAUGAAAAUCAGAGCACUCCAAAGAAGGAGAAACAAGAAUGGCUAUCAAAACAAAAGGAAAACUUCCAGCACUUCCAGGCUGAAGAAGAAGCUAAUUUACUGCGGCGCCAGCGCCAGUACCUAGAACUGGAAUGUCGACGUUUCAAACGGAGAAUGUUACUUUCACGCCAUAAUCUUGAACAGGAUUUGGUACGGGAGGAACUAAACAAGAAGCAAACACAAAAGGAUCUGGAGCAUGCUAUGUUGCUGCGCCAUCAUGAGUCCAUGCAAGAACUAGAAUUCCGCCACCUCAAUACUAUUCAGAAAAUGCGGAGUGAGCUAAUUAGACUGCAGCACCAAACUGAGCUCACCAAUCAAUUGGAGUACAAUAAACGGAGAGAGCGAGAGCUGCGGCGAAAACAUGGAAUGGAAGUCCGGCAACAACCCAAAAGUCUAAAGUCAAAAGAGCUGCAAAUCAAAAAACAAUUCCAGGACACUUGCAAGAUUCAGACAAGGCAGUAUAAGGCACUUCGCAACCAUCUGUUAGAAACUACACCCAAAAGUGAACAUAAAGCUGUGCUGAAACGAUUGAAGGAUGAACAGACACGAAAACUGGCCAUACUUGCUGAACAGUAUGAUCACAGCAUAAACGAAAUGCUGUCAACUCAGGCAUUACGUCUAGAUGAAGCUCAGGAGGCUGAAUGCCAGGUUUUAAAAAUGCAGUUGCAGCAGGAGCUUGAGCUGCUUAAUGCAUACCAGAGUAAGAUAAAAAUGCAGACUGAGGCGCAGCAUGAGCGUGAACGCAAGGAAUUGGAGCAGAGAGUCUCAUUACGUAGAGCCCUACUAGAGCAAAAGAUUGAGGAGGAGAUGUUGGCACUACAGAAUGAACGCACUGAGAGAAUACGAAGCUUACUGGAACGUCAAGCCCGAGAAAUAGAGGCUUUUGACUCUGAAAGCAUGAGACUUGGCUUUAGCAACAUGGUCCUUUCUAAUCUGUCUCCAGAGGCUUUUAGCCAUAGUUACCCUGGAGCUACCAGUUGGUCUCAUCACCCUUCUGGAGGAGCAGGGCAUCACUGGGGUCACCCCAUGGGUGGCCACCCUCCAGCCUGGGGUCACCCUAUGUCAGGUGGAUCCCAACCUUGGGGACAUCCUGCUGGCCCUGUUGUUGCUGUGCCCAGAGGAGGUGGUAUGGGGGUCCGCAACAGUCCCCAAGCUCUCAGACGAACAGCUUCCGGAGGCAGAUCGGAGCAAGGCAUGAGCAGGAGCACAAGUGUCACAUCGCAAAUUUCAAAUGGUUCACACAUGUCUUACACGUAAUUUUAAUAGGUUGGGGGAACAGUUGUAUAACUGCUGUCUUGCCUCAAUGCUCUGCAAAAACCGCCCAUUAUGCAUCAUUUUGAAAGCCUUCUAUUGGUACUGCGGUUGGGAUUAAGAGUGUGGGCAUGUUUGUCUAGCCUUUCAGGAAAAACACAUCUUUUAUGUUAAUACAGAUUUUUUGUCUUUUAUCAACACAUCAUACAUUAUCUGUUUGAUCAGCCCUUGAAAAAAAAUGUAAAGGAAGACCAAAAGAUAAUUCUUGCUGAGCCUUGUUCUCUCCAGUUGGUGGCAUUGUGGCACCAUUACAUCCCAUUUCUUGUCCUCAUUUAGCAGUAUAUUUUUCAAGGUGGUGGUAUUGGGAAUUUUCUUCAUUUUAAAAAAAAUACUUCUGGUUGCCAUUUACUUCUGCUGGCCAUCAGACACAUACUUUUUCAAGGGCUGAACCAGUAAUCUCACCAGCUGCUAACUGACGUUAUAUUUGUUUGCCUGAGGCAUUGAUCUGCUGAAGUAGGUAUUAUAUGGAAAAAGAAGUUUUGAUUCUAUUUCUUGGGCAGAAAAAGUAUAUUGUGAACAGACUGGAAGUUAGGCUGAUUUGAAGUGGGACCGAAUUAAAGUCUGGUACAAGCAUUUAGUAUUUAUGUACAGCCGCAAACCUGUUUUUGUUUACUGGUCAGUUACUCAUCUGGCAUUAUCCCUUUGCUACAUUAUCUGUGAAUUAUUUAGCCACUAACAUGUCUAGAGUUUGGAACUAGUUAAUGAGGAAUAUUAAUGUUAACUAAUGCAUAACAAUGAUGCCAUAAGUAAUUCGCCAAAUAAUAGAUUAAAGAAAGACUGCCGUUUGCUAAUUGUUUUGAUUUCCCCCACUUCAUAAUUUUCAGAUUUAUUCAUUGUGUACAGCAUUUUUCUUUUUGCAAAUCUUCCCACCACCUAUUGAGCAUGCUAUGUGGCUCCAAAAUGGUGUUACUGCAUCGUAAUGAACAUGCUCCAAAUUUAAGGUGUUUACAAACUACCAUAGAAAGCAGUUUUAAACUCUACAUAUUAAAAUUAACAGUACAUUACCAUUACCAAUAGAAACCACAUAUAUUGUUCUUAAAACGGUUUCGAUACAGAACACUAUUUUUAAAUUAUACAGAUAGUAUAAUUUUAUUUUUUAAUAAGUAAAAGUUAGAGUGUUUUUGUAAUAGGCUGUUGUACAAUGUGUUCUGACUUUUGGCACAUUUCAAUAAGGACUUUACAUUGUGCGUGGUCUAUGAGUUGUACAAUAAUCUAUUGCCACUAUACUGUGAACAUUAUUGUCCCUUCAGAAAGAACACUGCAGUAAGUAAAACGCUUCCCUAAAAUUCAGGUUACAUCGGAAAAGUUUGUUUUUAAAUUGAAGAAUGUAUGUAUCUGUAAAUAUGUAGUAAAUUGGAAUUGCUGAGCUGCUGGCCUAGUUCCUGACUCUUUUUAUACUGAAUUUAGGUUCUGUCAACUAAAAACAAGAACUUAGUGCCAUUAUUAGCACCAGUGAGCAUGCCUAUGACUUUUUAGCUUUCUAUGUAUCACUAUUACUACACUGUAGUAUAAUGUAACAAGUCUUAAAUGUGUUAUACAGACAAGAAAAUACAUCUGAAAGCUAUGCUUGCUUCCCUUCCUUACAGUGCUGACUGACUGGGCAGUAAAACAAUUCCUUGUAUAUACUGCAUUUCACAUAAGAACUACUUCUGGUAUAAAACUUAUGGUGAAAUGAUAUUAAAUCUUGCCAAUAACCUGGUUUGUUAUUUCAUGCGACAUUGUGCAACUCAUCACUUACGUUUAGUUGUCAUUUCUUUUGCCAAAAUUAUCUAUAUUGGUAAGAGGGAAGACUAGUUAAGUGUUUUCACACCUUUAACUUCACUGUUACUUUGGCACAGUUUGAAUUUUCCCUCCCACCUGAUUCCAUGUGAUUGGUUUGUUUGUUUCCUUGGUUAUAAUUUUAAUACUAGAAAUUCAUACCCAGUAAAGUGUUGCCUGUACUCUAAGAAAUUCUAACUUAUUAAAAGAAUGUAAGCAGAACCAAGUGCUGAGAACGGAGCAUUUUUCAACUUGCUCUUAAGCAAUGGUACAGUGAUAUUUUUUUUAAGCAGCUGCUUGGAUAAUUUUUGCUCAUGGAAACUCUUAUUCAAAAUUUCAGAUUUGUAGUCAACAUUGCUUAGAUCAUAACAGAUCAUAAAUGUUGUCUACUUUGAUAAUUGAGAUCAGGCAGUCUGGUGUGAACCUUACUGAUUGAAGUAUUUUUGUUGGUUAGCUAAGAUCGUGAUUAACUGACUUUGCAUGCAUAUUUUAUUGAACAACAUCAGUGAGUUAUUAUUCCAGAGUUUCUUCUGUUCUUACAUUGUUAAAGAUGACAUUCAAAAAAUCACUUAGGCAACAGUGAUCUAAAGCAGAACUUGCUACUUUAUCACAGACUUAAUGGCUUAUAGCUACUGAUUUUUAAAACUGAGAAUGUUUUAUUUGUGAAUUGGAGUUGGUGACAGUUUAGUCAUUUAAAAUUACAUUUUUAAUGUCAUUUUGGUUUAGAAUCCGUUACAUAAUUCCUCUAAUUUAUUAGUAGCUUCUAUUUUUUAAUAAAUUUAGUGUCUCAUAUUUUUAAAAAAUGGACUAUAUAUGGCUCUGUAAAUGUUAAUUUUUACUUUUGAUGAUGAAAUCCUUAGAACCUGUUGUACAAAGUUAGCUACAUGAUCUGCAAAAUACCUCGAUCAGUGUUGCUAUGACCAGCUUCUAGGUAUUCAUGAGAGUGUGCCCAAGGAUUCUACUCCUAUUUAGCUGUAUUUUCCCUUCCCAAGCUAGAGAUACGUGGUUCCCACUUAAGACUCCCUGGUUAUACCGCGCAGAUUGGAAAUUGGCAAUAACCUCCCAUUGCAUCAUGCAACAUGUUGAAAUUCAGCACCUUGAGCCAUCACACAAUAAUUAGCACACUGAGAGCAACAAGAGUAAAGAUUCCAUUUUCUCUAUCAUUUAUCUCUGCAUAGGGAACAAAAAUUCAAAACUUAAAUAGUGAGCAAAAAUUGGUGGAAAAUGAACACUAUUCAGUGAAAUUCAUUAUGUGCAAUGAGUGAGAAUGUUUUGGAUUCCGCGAGUGCUAUUAGAAAAGAGUGAAUGUCAGCAAUGAUGAAUGCUGCACCCUUUAAAUGAGAUUCUGAUUGCUGCUCUGUGUAAUUGAAAACCAAUUCUAAAUCUUAAUUGCUGAACAAUUUAUACAUUUGGCACUCAUUUUAUAUAUAAGAUGCCACAUGAGUGAGGGGAAAGAGGGUAUCUAGUUAUAGUUCAAAUGUGUCCCAACAACCUUACGGUAUUUAUUGGGUAAUUCUGAGCAUGUAGGUCACCUCCAUCUUAUGUAAUGUAUGUAUUAAAAAUUGUUCUAAGUACCAUUUUAGUAUGAAAUACAAAAGAAAGAAAAUAUUAAUCCCUACUGCUCUUUCUGACAGUCUUGUGUGUUCUAACUUUGCUUUCAUUUAGUGACUGUUCCUGACUGCUCAGUAGGCACCUUGACCACUUGUGCCAUUAGCCUGAAUAUGCAACUCAACCACAGGAAAUUGACUGAAAAGUAUGUUUUGUAGUUACGGUACUCGCCAUAUUUGACGUUAAGGCUGUGGAAAACCAUUUUUCUACACCUAGGUGACAUUUGAAAGAGUUGAAAAUGGAGGAGAUGCCAAGAAUUUAUUUAAGACCAUAUGAAAAUAUUUAUUUCUUCCUGAAUGAAAGAAAUGUACUGUCAGUCACUGCAUAUAGUGAGAUGAGUAGUGAUACAAGGUGCUCCCUAGUUUUACUUUGGAACUUAGACUUGUUAGAAUGUUGUGGUUUGGUGGUUAAUGAUUUGCAUCAACAUGUAACACUGAGUUAAGUAGAUUUGCAAAGAAAAAUAAGCUUUUUCCAGUACACACACAAGUUAGUGAGAGUCUAAUCUGUAAUCCAGUUGGAGUUCUCUUUGGCAGGUGAAAACAUUAAUUAUCUGCCUUUGUUUUUGUUUCAUUUUUAAUUAGUUUGCACAAAGCAUGGUCUGACUGCUAAAGUGCAAUUUUAAAUUCAAGCAUAAUUCUUCAAUUUGCUAAUCCAAACCAACUGUUCAGGUGGCUGCUACAUGGGGAAAACAGGUAAAAAGACUGAAUUCUUUCUGGUUAACUCUCCUCCAUUAACUAUGUAGAUGCAUCUCGUAAGGGAAAAAUGCACUUCAUUAGAUUAUUCCACCCUCAUGUAGGAAUCCUGCAAAAUAAUAAAGCACAUUUUAGGAGAAGGCAGGAUGAUAUCUAAUGUAGAAUCCUAUGAAGUCAUUGAGUACAGAGAGAAGCGUUUACCAUUGAAGUCAAAUUACUAUGUACAUUUGUUUCAAGAAAAAUAUUAAUCAAAAUGUCUACAGUAUUGCAUUGUAUAAUUAACUUUGGCAUUUUUUGAUGAGACAAUAUAGUUGCCAAUUAAUGCUAUAAUGUGAAGUAGCAUAGUAACAGUACAGUUUACAACGUGACUUCACCAUCUAUUUGCAGUAAUAUAAAGACAACUGCAGUUGCUGGAAAUCUGAAACAAAAACAGUGUGCGCUGGAGAAACACAGGUCUGGCAGCAUCUGUAGAGAGAAAAGCAGUUAAUGUUUCAAGUCCAGUGAAUCUCUGGUUGAGGGGUGGGAGUGAGGAGAGUGUGUGUGUGUUGGGUAAAAGUUGAAUGCAUGGUGAUGGUGCCUAGAGAGACAGAGGACAUCUGCAAGGUUUUUUCAACUGUCUGAAGGGCAUUCAGCUCUACUGGUCACAAUCAAACUCAUUUACAGUUGAAGGUCUGGGAUUUUCUUUAUGAACCACAUUGAAGGAUGAUGAAUAAUGUAAUCAAAAUUUCAGUUUUAUGAAUAACAGUAUUUUGAAUGUUUUGAAUCUCCAUAUGGUAGAACUGAUGCUAAACUUUCUUAUGAUAAAUUGCCAAACAGUUUAUAAAUCCCAUCAAUUAUGUAAGGUCUGGUUAGGAAAUAUGGGGUUCCACAAGCUGCGACUCUUCUCUGCUUAGCAUCCUCUCAAGGUCGCAUUGCUUGCUUGGAGUAUGUGACUUCUUUUGACCCUGGUUUUGCAGAGAGAGAGAGAGAGAAGGUGCUGCCCUGAUGUCUCCAUCUUGUAGUUUUGUGCCUCUUUGUUUCUUCUCUCUUCUGUCUUUUGGCAUCACGGCUGUGUACUCUAUUCCCCCCGCCCCGAUUCCACCUUUAGGAGUAAAUUACUGCACAUGCUGGAAACUGUACUGAAAACAACAAAUCCCGGAGAUCACAGCAGGUCAGGCAGCAUCAAUGGAGAGAAAGCAAGCUAAUAUUUCAAGUCUAGAUGAAUCUUCUUUAGUGCUUUGAUGAACACUCAUCUGGAUUUAAUGUGAACAUACAUUCUCUCCAUAGAUGCUGCCUGACCUGCUGUGAUGUCCAGCAUUCUUUAUUUUCAGUACAGAUUCCACCUUUCCCCAGCUAUCUUCAGUUCUGAAGAGUCACUGGAGUCGAAAUAUUAACUCUAUUUUAUAUCAUUAGAUGCUGCCAGACCUGCUGUGUUUCUGUAUCAUCAUUCUGCAUUGUUUGAGAUUAGUUGUGUUGAUUUUCAUUGAAAUUCUUGGGUGGAAGCAUUAUAUCGCUCCCUACAUAGCUAUUGAACGUAAAAACAAAUUGCAUCAAGGUUGAGAAUGAUUUGUAGAUCAGUGUUGUCUAAUUGAAAUCACUAGUGGCAGUGAAACCAGUUCAGCCAAAUGCCCUGAUUAGUAGAAAAUGCCUGCCAUGUACCUAUAAGUGCAGAUUAUGAAAAGUUAAAUAUCCCACGUAGUGCAAAUGAACAUUGGGAUGAUAUGCUCAGUAUGUAUUACUUUUAAUUUCUAAUCAAAAACCAAAUAGUCACAAAGGGAUUCUCAUUUAGCCAUAUGUGGCUUAGUACUUGACAAUAUGGCUAAGGAUAAGUUGCAUUUAAGAUGAGGGCAUCAUGAAGUUGAGCAGUCAAAAAUGAUAUGGGAAGUGAAGUGGGAAGUGAACAAACAAAAAUGAGCUUCUAUAUAUAAUCAUUGCCCAGCAGCAAAUGUCACACAUUAAUUUGUUGUUUAAUCCAGGGAUGUUGCACAGCUUUCUCUCCAAAUAAGCUUUUGCUUAAACUCUGGAAUGCUCUUUAUCUAGAUUCACUGUUAGAACAAUGAUUGGACAUUGCUGCCGAACAGUCAGGACUGGCAGAAAGGGAGCUCACAAAGAUCAACCUAGCGCUAAAAUCUGUGGAAUAUUCAACAGUAGGUUAUUAUGGUAUCGUAGUAAUCUGUUAACGUGUAGUACUGAGCUUACCUAUCAUUGAGCUAGGGAAUGACUACAUACUGUUUGGUAAGGUAAUCUAAUGUUCUUAGUUAUAAAAAAAUCCCUUUUCUCUUGCUGUAGUUGUCGCUGGCUCUGAACAAACAAAAAUCACAACUCUUACUGGGGAUUCUGAUAAAUUAAUGCAGUUCCAUUUUUAAAAGUAUAAUAGUGCAUAUAAUGAAAGUUGGCCUAAUGACUUGACAUCUUGUAAAUGCAUAAUUUUAUUAACAAUUUCUUUGCAUUAGGAUAUUUAUAUGGUGUAAACGGUUAAAGAAAACCACUAAACCCGCACAGUACUUGAAGAGAGGGUAUUUGUACUAAAAUACAGAUGUUCAUUACUAACUACGCUAUCAGAAUCCCUUUUGUUUUAGUAUGCAACAAAAAAUAGUUUAAUGUGCAUUAGUAAUGAAUGAGGGACUGUGAGAAAUGUUAAUAUUGUACAUUUUAAAUAGCUUGCAGGAAUUGUGACAAAAACUUGAGAUUUCUAACAUAAACAUUAAAAAUGUUUUAACACUAAUCCCAUGGGGUGAAAACAACACAUCAUGAAUGUAUAACCUAAUCUAACCUAGAGCAACUGGCUGGUUUUAACAAAUCAGACAGCGUGUUUGAGCUUAUUCAACUUUAUCUCUUUACAUUUCUAUUCUAUUUUGGAGUUCUUAUGUUCUCGGCAUAAUUCUGAUUUUAUUUGCACAUAUAUGGUAGAAGAAUCUGAAUUAUAAAUUUUAACAACCAAAUUUACUUUAAUCAUUUUUUUUAGAAAUAUGUUAUUCCAGUCGUUGAUAGCCGGUUACCAAUAAGUUCCUUCAUUUACUGGUAUUCUUUUAAAAAUUGUACAGUAAAAAUGUCAGUAUUCUGGUAACUUCUGGUUCAACAUACAUUAGCUCAUAUAACCUGUAUUAAUUGUAUAGAUUGUGAAGUUAAGCUGUUACCAAGUGUCAGAGAAAGAGAAUAGGGUCAUAUGUAAUAUUUUGUUUGUAAUUAUCCUUUGUAUUGUUACAAAGGAGAUGUUAAAAUCAACUGUAAUAAAAUAAUUUUAGUACA
Messenger RNA from Hemiscyllium ocellatum (epaulette shark), 10645 nucleotides. It is a transcript of the gene taok1a, whose product is annotated as TAO kinase 1a. The record is from RefSeq and is a predicted model, not a curated record. The coding region runs from base 297 to 3305 and encodes 1002 amino acids. Gene Ontology annotation, molecular function: ATP binding; protein kinase activity. NCBI's taxonomy places the organism in Eukaryota, Metazoa, Chordata, Chondrichthyes, Orectolobiformes, Hemiscylliidae. The transcript has 21 exons. Gene Ontology annotation, biological process: execution phase of apoptosis; protein phosphorylation.